Molecule: messenger RNA, 6832 nt
Organism: Vespa mandarinia (Asian giant hornet)
Lineage: Eukaryota; Metazoa; Arthropoda; Insecta; Hymenoptera; Vespidae
Gene: atos
Product: atos homolog atossa
Source: RefSeq, a predicted model, not a curated record
ACGAUGGAGCGAGCGAGCAAGCGAGCAAGCUCGAAAGAAAAGCGAAAGAAAAAGAAAAAAUCGACAAUACUUCUUAUUGAUUUUUCUUUUCUUUUUCUUUUCUUUUUUUACGAAACGUAAAGAAAAUUCCUAAAGUACAUUCAGCUCGUCGUUUUAUUAUUACAUUUAAUAAAUAAGAACGCCCCCGUAUGAUUUUGUACUUUUAUUUAGAAUUAAUUAAUUUAAAUGCUAUCGUGUUAUUACGUGUUUAUGUACAUUGUACAUAAAUACACAUGUACACUCGUUUAUAUAAUCAAUCUCGUGAGUCAACGCUUUUCUUUUUCCGAUCGUUCCACAUAUCCACGUCAUCAUAGACUCAAUGAUGUACCUAGCUUUAUAUAUAUUAAGCUUCAUACAGGUUUGAUAUCGCUCAUUAAGUUAACGAAGCUUCGCACGCCAACGUAUCGACCCACGCUAGUGACGCCAAUUAACCUUGAUUUCGAAACGCGUAAAAAUACUCCUUCGACACGAGUUUGACCGACAAAAGAGAGAGAGAGAGAGAGAGAGAAAAGGGGGAAAGGGAAAAAAGAAAAAAAAAAGAGAUACAUAAGACGAGAUUGGUCCUCUAUGCAUUGACACUGUGAUAUUCUACGAUCAAAUUACAAAAAAAUAAAUCUCCCAGUGUGAGUGUGUACAUGUGUGCGCGCGCGCACUUGUAUUGAUAUAUCUCGGUGAGAAGUAAAAAAUGAAAAAAAAAGAAUAAAAAGAGAGAGAGAGAGAGAGAAAGGAAAAAAAAACAUCAAACGUUAAAAGUAAAAUAAUAUACCGUAUAGAUCGAACGCGAGCGAGCGCGUGGCUAGCGACGAGGCGUGAAUUACAGCUGAUCGUCAGAUGAUCGACAGUGCUGGCAACCUUAGCGAGAUUAAACAUCAUACGUGCACGCAUAUACGUCUAGUCUAUCCUUUCGAACGUUACGUUACAUACUACAGGCGACAUUAAACCUGUACAUUAAAGACACGUUAACACGUAAUUUAGAUCGCGUGAGUGUUAUUAAUAAUGGGAAUGUUAAGGGGUGACAUUGACGUAAAAAGUAUAGUGUACAAUUAAAUUCCAUUAAAAUGAAUUCGUCUUGGAGAUAUGUACGAGUACGCGUGUGAAACAGAGAGAGGAAGAGAGAGAGAGAGAGAGAAAGGAUAAAAAGAAAUAGAGAUAUAGUGACAGAGAUAGAGCGUACAGAAAGGAAGAACGACAUCGCGCCAUCCAUAAUUUUCUCGAUGAAGGAAAGUUAAAAAGGUAUAUAUCAUUGGUUCAAUUCCAUUUCCGUCGUGGGUCGAGAGAGCGAAGAGAAGGAAGAAGACGAUCGAACGGGAGUCUCUUUUGAAGGAGGAGGAAGAGGAGGAGGAGGAGGAGGACACGGGUGAUCACGAGAGACAUUUCUGACAAACAACGAAAGACGAAUUCGCGUGCGCGUCGAUAGUCUCGAGAACGGCCAUGGGGCCCGACAGGAUCAUUUGACCCGUGGGGACGACUCCAGGCUCGGUGGAUUGUGCUACUGCCUCGCUCUAUACUUCGAUUCGGAAUGCACUGCCUAGGUGCGGUGACAGGAAGCACUCCCAGCCCAAAUGGGGCUGGUAGUCGAGGCGGUAUUCUUAGUAUGUUCCGAGCUCUUGGAGUCCUUGUAUGUGAAGGGAGAAUCCAGGGUCCUCCGCGUGGCUACAAAGAGGGUCCCCAUUGUGCGCCGCCCAUGCAACCUUUCCCAAACAACCACGUCUGCGAAGAGGACAAUUAUUUGUGCGACCGGUAUCUUGUCCUAGUUCGAGAACUCGCCGAUCGAACUGCGAUCGGAUCGUUCCUAUGCGUCGAAGUACUACUCUGCAGCAAUUGUCAGUGCGGCUUGGCAAAAGCUACCAGCAAGCACCCAAUUUGUCCUGUACCGUCCUUAUCCAUCUCGCCAUGGCAACAAACUUCGGAACUUUUGCUCGAGUAUUGGUCCAUUUGCGUUGUACCAAGCAAGAGCCCGGAAACGAUGAAUUUCCAAGGACUUUAUCAGGCAGUCCGUUCUAGAUUACAUUUUAGCCAAGUUGCCGCCUGGUGGUCCAGAAGCAACGGGAUAGAACCGAAUUACGUUGCAACAAGAGUCGUGCCGUACAACGAGGAUAAUCUAAGGAAAUUUCGGGACUCGCCGGUCGAACAUACUUUUCCUCUAGCUGGUAACGGCGACGGAAGUUCCAUCAAGGUCACCGUUUGGGCAUUGCCACGGAUGGAAGAGGUGCCGAUACUUAGCUGCUCGUUACAUCCGACGAAAGAGAAAGACGAGGAAGGUGUCGCUAGGGCGCUAACUCCAACCAAAACGAUUCCCGUGGUAUCGACGAACACUUCGCAAAACUCCGACGGCCUCGUUAUGCCGGUACUGCUGGACGAUAGGCUUCAUACACCAUGCAACAAGCCAGGCAAACAUCAUUGUCGUUGCGAGGAAGAAGAUGCUUCUCCGCCUUCCCCAUCGAUCGCCAGGCCUAUCGGCGAGAGAAAACGUCGUAGAUCCCUUCCUUGUGGUCCACCGGAUGUUAGUCCUAGCGUAACGUUUCAGGCUAUGCCACUGCCGGCCGUCCGGGAGUCAAGUGUACGAGAGCAAAGAGAUAACGAUCGUUUGAUAACAAGUUCGAGCUCGAGUUAUCCUAGAUCAUCCUCGGAGAUGUUGAAUAAUCGUGGAGUCACGGCUAUAAAAUUUUCAAAUGGACAUCAUCAGAAUCGGUUCGAGGAGAACACGCUUAAGAGUCGUAAUAAUCUAAAUUCUGACAAUCUCGAGCGUUGCUUUAAGACACAAUUGAGUAUCGAGGAACGAGAUGGUAACGUUGAAAAACGUUACAAGCUUACACUCGAGAACACGAUGAACGGUGCGGAAGCGAAAUCGUGCGAAUUAGGAGAAGAGAAAACGCGACGAUCGGAGAAAGGAUGUGGUGGUGGUGGUGGUUGUGGUAACGAAGGUGGUGGCGGCGGCGGUGGCGGUGGUGGUGGUGGUGGUGGUGGUGGUGGUGGCAGUACCGGUGGCGGAUUUCGUAAGAACAUUAAUUGCACUGGCACACCGGCUGAGAGUAAAUCGAUGGAAAAGAAUGGUCUCUUCGAGAACCUCAUACCAUUUAAUUCUUCCUUACCGUGGUCAUUCGUCGAGUCUUGGAACAAUAGCGGUGCCAAUGGCAAGUGCGGCUUUCAGAGUUUACGAGGACCAAAGGAAGGACGUUUUAAUGGAUCAUCGAGAAUGUAUUCCGUGCCUGCACCACCUGUGAUAGAUCCCUUCAAACGAGCUACGCCUUUCCACGAAUCCAAUCCAGGACCUUCUACGUACGAGAGCACAUAUAUCAAAUCUAAGCAAGAUACUUUUGAAUCGCCCUGUACGGUACAUCAAACUCGAUCGAAAUCCUCGAUAAAUGGUUUCGGAUGCGGCGAUUGUAAGGAAACAUUUAGGAACGAUGAGAAUCCAAGAUGUCGUGGGAAGCCUAACAAAGAUUUGAAUCAGAUGAUGUCGAAGCUGUCUUUCCCGGAUGGACAACAAUCCGAGAAGGACAAGGCAAAAGAGGAAGGUGGUAUUCUGGAUUGGUUUACCAGAGUACCUAGUCGUGUUCUUGGAGUUUCACCUAACAAUGGUUACGUUGAAAAUAGUAAAGCCAAAGACACGAACUUGAAAUCUCAGGAUCAGCAUGGCAACGAGGUCAAGUUUAAAAACUGCAACUUGGAACUUAGCCAGCGUGAAUUCGACGAAGUUUUGGCGGUGUUAAGAGCCAGGACACCCUCCGGACGUAAGAGAACUCCUUUGAAAACCAUCAAGAGACGCGAUAGAUACGAGAAAUCCCUCGAGGAUGGCUCCUUCGAAAAGCCUUCCGCUAAGUUUCCUACCAAUUUGGAUUCCAAUGAAUAUCUUGUUGUCAAUCAUGUGGAUGCACGGAUUAAACCAUGCGAGAAUUGCAAUCACAGGUAUUGCAAGAAAAACGAGCAUCGAUUAGCUGACAAAAGCGUCGCAUUAGAUCGCGUUUAUGGAAGUAAAAAUAUUUAUAAUCCAACCCACGAGAGGCAGGACAAGCUAGGAAAUUAUAUGAACGACGAAUCGAAAAGCGAUAAAUCUUGCGUAACGGACAAACGUGUGAGUGCUAAUCCAGUCGAUUGUUUACAAAGUGUAUCGAAUAAGGCAGAUGUAUUAUUGGGGGCCAUAUUGCGAACUAGCAAGGAUCGGAAAGGUCUGUCGGAUAUUUCCAAUGGGACCAGAUCUCAAAUUGCCACGUUGAAUGCGAAAACCGAUAACGAAACUAAUUCUAGGUUGGAACAGCCAAAUUCGAUCGGGAAACUCGAACAUGAUAUGAGAAUCGCACCGUACGAAGACGACAAGUCGUUGCCGUUGGCAUUGAAUAAAAAAUUCAAUCGUUUUCGUCAACUUUUUAAAAAGGAACAAGAAAAGAAGGCGACGGAAGAUAAUCUUCAACAGCAACAACAACAACAACAACAACAACAGCAACAACAACAACAACAACAACAACAGCAGCAGCAGCAGCAACAACAACAACAACAACAACAAGCACAACAAUGCGUGCGAAAUUCUUCUCAACGUUUAAACAGUAUGAAUUUAAAUUUGUCUUGCAAUAACAUUCAGACUGGUAAUUCGGUUGACAAUACGACACGUAAUUUGAGAGAGGUCAAAAUAAAGAGAAAAAUAGAUUUUUCGAAUUUUCCGGAGGAGAUAGGAAGGAUCGAGGAACGAUCAGAAUCGUCGUGUUUAGAUUCUAGUACAAAUGGCGCACAUCAAAACUCAAGGAUACAUAGUACAAAUUACAAGGAGGAUCAUCGUAGUAACGUCUGCAACAAGGGAGAUCCCAUGAACAGGCUGUACAGUACAAAUCAAAUUAAAAAGGACGAUUACGAAGAUGAACACGGAGAUCAAACUAAUCGAGAUAAUAAAGCACAUAAUAAUAAAGAUCCUGUUCCAUCCGCCGUUAAAAUUACGCCGGUCUCUUUGCAAAACAGUUUCUCGUCUUCCAAAAUACGAAAUAACAAUCACAAGGCCGGCUUCAGCAGUAGCAGUACCGAGGACGAUGAGACACUCGACAAAGCUGUUCCUUCGGCGAUCGAGCAAGAAAGGUUUCGAAGGUCUUUGGAGAACGCGGCGUCAAUGGUAUUCCACAGUAGGACUGGUUUGCCCCUUACAUCGAGUCCCGCCCCAUUGAGAAGAGGUAGCUGCUGUUUCGACUAUGACAGUAGCUUGAAUUCCGUUUCCUCGAAAAGAAGUGCGCUCUUUGAAUUGAAUACACCACCAAGUCCAGGUGCGGUCUCGUUGGAGGAGACCGAUCGAGAAACAGAGAAUGCAUGCGAAGGCGAAGAACCACCGAGAAGACGUUCGACCUCACGAAACAGGCCACAGAGUCAUGCUCUCUUAGGUAGCUUCGAGGAAUCAGCUUUGAAUGGUAGACUCGAACCAGUAUCGACUGUUCACGGGUUCACAGCGGAACUCGGUGCGAGUGGUUCCUUCUGUCCUAAACAUCGAAAGCUUCCAGUUACUGUGUUCUUCUAUACUCUCGGGGACAAUGACAAAGUCUCUACACCGUACCUCGCUCAUAUUAAUCUAGGAAAGAAGGGUUAUCAAGUACCCAGAAGCGGUACUAUUCAAGUGACCCUACUCAAUCCAUUGGGUACAGUUGUCAAGAUGUUCGUAGUUCUGUAUGAUCUUUCCGACAUGCCACCACGAUCUCAUACUUUUUUACGUCAAAGAACUUUACGGGAUAAAACCCUACGCUACCUCGUACAUCUUAGAUUCAUGUCCGGGAAAUCAGGCAGGAUUUAUCUACACACUGACAUACGUAUGAUCAUUUGCCGCAAGUCCGAUGUAGAUACAGCCUCGGAUUUUGGAUCAGAACCACCAAAGGAACUUAGAAGUUAUAUUCAUGGUCCUACAAAUCCAAAAUUUUCACCAAGGUGCUGAGCCACGUGGCUCUUUCCAUGGGGUUGCUGCCGAUCGCUCCGCCCACCUAGUCCCCUUCAUGUCGAGGUUUGAUUCGCUAUGUAUGUGACUGCGAGAAGAGGAAACUAAAAGAUCUUGUUUUGUUUCUGUUUUUUUUUCUUUCUUUCUUUCUUUCUUUCUUUCUUUCUUUUUUCUUUCUUUCUUUCUUUUUUUUGUUCUUCUUCACAUACACACACACACACACACAUACACAUACACACACACGCGAGAAAGUGGGAUCACGUAUUAGAAAGAAUUUGACGUUGGUACACUAAGAGAGAUAAUAAUAAUAAUAAUAAUUAUAAUAAUAAUAAUAAUAAUUAAUAAUAAUAAUUAUUAUAAUAAUAAUAAUAACAAUAACCAAUUUGAAAGCUAUAGGAGAGUUGAUCAUAUUUACGAUCCUUCUCUCUUAUUUAUGGUAUGUUAAAAAUAUAUUUGUGACGUGGGAUGUGCUUAGUAGCAUUAGCUUGCGAUAGUUUCUUCAACAUCAAUUUUGUUUCUUUUUUUUUUUUUUUUUUUUUUUUUUUUUGAAGGAGGAGAAGUUAGGGAUGGCGUGUUGUAAAGUUGGUAUGUGUUUUACUUGUUUAAGUUAAUAUCUGUUACAUAGAAGAUUGAACGAUUAAAAUGUUUUCGUUUAGAUUUGCACGUAAUCGUUAGAUUCGCAUAACUUACAAUUUCUUUCGCUCAAAAAUAUGUUUUUCUAUCAACGUUAUUAGUUUCAUCCCUAUCUUUUUUCUUUUUUUUCUUUUUUUUCUUUUCUUUUCUUUUUUGAAAUCGUUGAGUUUGUAACAAUUGUGAAGAUUUUAAAAAAGGAAAAGGAAAAAAAACGCAAAAAAGAAAAUAGAACAAAAAAAAAGGAAAAAAAAAAAAAAA